Messenger RNA from Rhizophagus irregularis DAOM 181602=DAOM 197198, 1046 nucleotides. Lineage: Eukaryota; Fungi; Glomeromycota; Glomeromycetes; Glomerales; Glomeraceae. The record is from RefSeq and is a predicted model, not a curated record.
AUAAAAAAUGUCGAAGUCAAAACGCUUGGAUAAAGCAGCAGAAAUCAUUGAUAAAUCUGCAGAAGUAAUGACAGGAAUGGUUGAUGCAUUCAAAAGCAAUAUUCCAAAUGGUACUACUCAAGCAAUCGUGACUGUAGCAGAAGCCGUUGCUCCUUUUCUACCUCUUGCGGCGCUUGUGGCUACUUUAACAAAAGAAAUUGUAGAAGCAUAUGAAAAUGUUCAAUAUAACAAAAAAACUUGUAGUGCAUUAGUCAAUCGAGUUGAAGCUGCCGAAACUUCAAUUAAAGCAUUGAUGAGACAAAAAGAAGAGAAUCUUAAAAAUUUUCGGGAUCAAAAUUAUUAUAAAACUUUUAUAAGAUUUACAAAUUGUUUAAAACAAAUUAAGAAAUUAUUUGAUGAUAUUUCUCAAUUACCUAAAUUUAAAAAAUUUGUUUCGAGUGCAAGUAUCAGAGAAAGGUUUGAAAAGAGUAUCAAAGAAUUCAAUAGCUGCUCUAAUGAUUUAAAUUUAGCAAUUUCUAUCGCUACACAAGAUCAAUUGAAUAAGGAUUUGAUAAUUUUACAUGAUGAUAUGAUUGAAAUGAAUAAGUUUUUACAUAAGAUUGAAGGUGGUAUCACAGAUACAGUUAAUAAUACCGAAACAAUCGUGAACAAAUUGGAAAUUCAAAACAAUGAAAUAAAAAUCAUAGUUGAAAAUAUUAUAGAACAAAAUAAACGACUUACGGAAAUGAAUGAAAGACUCGAUGAAGACAAAAAAGAAAAUAAAACGAUCAAAUUUACUUCGCUCAAUAGAGUAAUUGAUUCUAUUUUCUUACUUAAUAAACAAGUGAAUGAACAAAAUUCAGCAAUAGUAGUUAAAGCAAAAGAAAUUAAAGCUUCAGAACUCAAAGAUCCUCUAAAAUAUGUACCACCACGUCAAGGUAGCAGAGUAAAAAUUCAAAAAAAAGUUUAUAAUGCAUUGGAAGUUGCUUGUAAACCCAUUUCUGUAGACGAUAUCCAAAAAACUCAAAAGCACCUUGCUAUCUUAGAAAAAUUGGAUGCUUGCCCAU